GGUCUCUUGACGUCAUUACCAAGCGACCAUAAGCCUCAUUCAUGCUGCUGCUAGCCGCCAGCACGUUGAACUAACCAGCAGGGUCAUCAACAUGGACAUGCUUUAUGGUCCGUUGGGCCUGGGUGUAGCAGCAGGGCUGGGCUGUGGGCUCCUCAUUGGCUGGCACCUUCGUGCUCGCUUAGUUCCAACAUCCAAAACCUUGAUGGCAGCGAUGGGGAACGGCACUGGUGAAGCGAACGUGAUGGGAGAAGGAGGCGAGUUUAAGAUGGUGCUAGUGGUCCGAAACGACCUGAAGAUGGGUAAAGGUAAGGUGGCAGCCCAGUGCUCCCAUGCUGCUGUAUCUGCCUACAAACAGGUGCAACGCAGGAAGCCUGAGCUUCUCCAACAGUGGGAGUACUGCGGGCAGCCCAAAGUGGUGGUGAAGGCGCCAGAUGAGGACACCCUGAUUGAUCUGCUGGGUCACGCCAAAGAAAUGGGGCUCUGUGUCAGCCUGAUUCAGGACGCAGGAAGGACUCAAAUCGCCCCUGGGUCACGCACCGUGCUGGGUGUGGGCCCAGGCCCGGCUGAUCUCGUUGACAAAGUCACAGGACACUUGAAGCUCUACUAGAGUUCCAGCUUGCAUCUGUAGGACUUGCAAACAAUGUUCAUGUUGUUUAAACGAUUUGCAAUGAGUUUGUAUUUUUAUAAAACAACAAUUGACUCAAAUACACGUUGAGUAGCAGAUUUCUUUUGGGUACAGUUUUGAACAUGUGCCUAUUACCUUUGUUGGCUCAUGAAUAGCUGCAGUAACUGCUUGAUGUGUAUUAUUGUACUGUGCUACUUCUGUGACAGUGACAUCCCUUCUGCCAAGGCUUGUUCCUGAAGACAGAGGAAACGACAUGAAAAUGAUUGUUGAUCUGAUUGGAAUCCCAGCACAAUAACAUUUAAACAUUUUCAGGGCAGACAUUUUUGACUUGUCAUAAAUGAACAUCACCUUAACAUUGGCUUGGUACUCUAAAUAUAAUAAGUGUUGGAGAACUCAUUCCUAGCUGGCACGCAAACAGCAGUGCCUUACAAUUGAAUGGCAUUAUUUUGCAGUUGAGCUGCUAACGAUGUCCUAUCUAUAUUGUAGUUCCACUGGAUUCCUUUUUUUGUCUGUCUGAAGUAUAAACAUUUUUCCUGGUCUUGCAUGCUGCAUUUAAGCCUUUGUUUUGUUUUUGGCACAUUUGUUCCAAAUAUUCAUGAAGCUCACCUCCUUAAUUAAUAUUUAAACAGGGCUUCACAUGAGAAAUGUGGCACUUUAUAUUGAACAACAGGUCUAUGGUUUUAACUUUUGACUAAAAAUGUUUUUUAUUUAAAUGUAUGGAAGAUUAGCCCAAUAACCAUUAAAAUAAUAACAUAGGAAUAAGAACUAAUAUACAGCGGGUAUAAUAAGUAUUGAACGCGUCAGCAUUUUCCUCAGUAAAUAUAUUUCUAAAGGUGCUAUUGACAUGACAUUUUCAUCAGAUGUCGGUAACAACCCACGCAAUCCACACAUGCAAAGAAAUCAUAGCAUAGAUGUCCAUUACUUUAGUUAUGUGUAUUAAAAUGGAAUGACCCAGGGGAAACGCUUACUGAAAUGUAUUUAAUACUUUGUACAAAAGCCUUUGUUGGUAAUGACAGCUUCAAGACGCCUCCUGUAUGGAGAAACUAGUCGCAUGCAUUGGUCAGGUGUGAUUUUGGCCCAUUCUUCCACACAAACCGUCUUCAAGUCUUGAAGGUUCCGUGGGCCUCUUCUAUGAACUCUGAUCUUUAGUUCUUUCCAUAGAUUUUCUAUUGGAUUCGGUCCGAAUGUCCAAGUCCGGUGAUUGGCUGGGCCAUUCUAGCAGCUUUAUUUUCUUCCUCUGAAACCAAUCGAGUUUCCUUGGCUGUGUGUUUGGGAUCAUUGUGUUGUUGAAAAUGUCCACCCUCUUUACCCAUCAUGAGAUCUUUCUUGUGUGACACCUUGGUAAUGAGAGACCUUUUUAUAGGCCAUCAGUUGGGACUGAACCAGCUGAUAUUUAUUUCCACUGACAAGGGGCAGGAUUGCAUUCUAAGUACUGAUAGAUUUCAGCUGGUGUCUUGGCUUUCCAUGCCUUUUUGCACCUCCCUUUCUUCAUGUGUUCAAUACUUUUUCCCUGUGUGAUUCCAUUUUAAUUCACAUAAUUUAAGGACAUCGAAGGUGUGAUUUGUUUACAUGUGUGGAUUGCAUGGGUUGUUACCGACAUCUGAGCAACAUUUAAUUUCAAUAGCAUCUUUAGAAAUAUAUUUACUGAGAAAAAUUGUGACGUGUUCAAUACUUAUUUUACCCACUGUAUAUCUUCUCAUAUUGAUAGCAGGCCCCUUAAUUGAAUUGAAACUGUAAAGAUGAAUAAUUUGUGAUAACAGCUAACGUAUUGUGAUAAAACAUGCGUUUUACAACAUUGCAUUGCUCGAUUAAUCUAUAAAAAGAGGAAUUAAUGCCGCUUUAUAUCUGUUAACAUGCAUUUUGUCAUAUGUGCAUCUACUUAAAUCUUCUAAAGGUAACUUUACAUACUGAUCUUUUAGCGGUUUGAAGAUUAAUUAUAUAAAUGUGUUAAAUGAUUGGUAGUCACUUGCAUAAUUUUGGGAUAGUAGACAAAGUCAGUAACAGGUUAAACUGCUAAAUCUAAACCCAAGAAACUAAUGGAGUCAAAAACCCACUCCUGAACUGUGUUAUUGACGAAGUGGUUUUACGGUACUCUCACAUUAUCUCUGCGAUUUCUGUCUGACAUUCACUUCAGCAGAAUUUAGAAAGGAGUUUCCUCUUUCUGUGCAAUAUCCUGUCGGGCACUUUCACACUCCCACAGAGAGGUCUGCAAAGUCAGCCAAAGGAAGUGCUGAUACACUAUUUGGAAAUGGAGAAGCCAUUAUUCUAGGAUUCUGUAUUCAUUUUGGGCCUCAUUCACCAACCGUUAAGAUAUUUAAAAAACCCACGAGGCAGUUCUCACAGAUCUGACAUUCCCCAAUGCAUUUGUCAUUAGUUCUACAGAAUCUACACAUGCUGGAGCAAAACACUUGGUUUUUGUAUUUCUUUUUAUUCUACAACUGUAUAAUAUAGGAUUUGAAUAAGAAUGUUUCUAAUAAAGAUUUGUUUUAUUACUUAA
This is a messenger RNA of Eleginops maclovinus (Patagonian blennie), 3122 nucleotides long. It is a transcript of the gene ptrh2, whose product is annotated as peptidyl-tRNA hydrolase 2. Gene Ontology annotation, cellular component: mitochondrion; cytosol. Bases 92 to 607 code for a protein of 171 amino acids. Lineage: Eukaryota; Metazoa; Chordata; Actinopteri; Perciformes; Eleginopidae. Gene Ontology annotation, biological process: negative regulation of anoikis; positive regulation of anoikis. Gene Ontology annotation, molecular function: peptidyl-tRNA hydrolase activity. The transcript has 2 exons. The record is from RefSeq and is a predicted model, not a curated record.